Messenger RNA from Chanos chanos (milkfish), 375 nucleotides. It is a transcript of the gene lypc, whose product is annotated as ly6 domain containing, pigment cell. The transcript has 3 exons. Gene Ontology annotation, biological process: sperm-egg recognition. Lineage: Eukaryota; Metazoa; Chordata; Actinopteri; Gonorynchiformes; Chanidae. Gene Ontology annotation, cellular component: membrane. The coding region runs from base 1 to 375 and encodes 124 amino acids. The record is from RefSeq and is a predicted model, not a curated record.
AUGUCUCGCCUCCACAGCACUUUAAUUCUGCUUCUUUUGCUCCCACCUGUUGUGCCUCUGUUCUGCUAUACAUGUGUGUUCCCUUCCAUUUCCCCACUGGACUGCAUUAAAUAUCCAACCAAAUGUCCACCAGGACAACUGUGUCUCUCCAGUCGAGCCAUUGGACAACGAGGUGAGUUCCAGAUAGUCUUGUAUGAGAAGAGCUGUGUUCUCCCUUCCCUGUGCGGGAUCACUGGAGAGAAGUUUGCCAUGGGCCUGAAUUUUACCUUCACCAAUGACUGCUGUGAGACACACCUGUGUAACAGAGCCAGCACCCCAACAGCUGUCCUGUGGGCCAUGCCUGUUCUCUCUCUCUUUCUCCUCUCACUAACUUAG